GUCGCAGAACUUGGGCCUCGCGUUGCAGAGGCUGAACAACUUGCACCAUACUAUAGAAUCUCACUCAGAUCGAGCAUGGCUUCGUUUCUGCCGGUACUCGCACAAGGAGAUGUGGAUAGAGCGACGCAGUUGAUUCAGCAAUCAUACUCCCCCCAACAACGACUAUCCUCUGAAGAACAACGUGGUCUUCAGCAAGAACUCUUUGAGAUCCAGCGUCGGCCGGAGGCAUGGGGUUUGGUUCUACCGUUCCUGAGCCACCCCGAUCCAAAUGUGCAAUUCUUUGGCGCGCAUACAGUCCAAGUCAAGAUUGCACGAGACUGGGAAUCGGUACCCGAAGAUGCCGCGCCGCAGCUGAGAGACAUGCUGCUAGAAUUGACUGGUCGCGCGAUCACGUCAGGUCAGAGCAAAGUGACCCUUCGCAAGCUCUUCGUAGCCAUCACUUCGCUUGCGAUCAAGCUACAUCCCGGCAGCCCCACCCGCUGGCCAGACUGGCUGCGCGCUACGUUGUCUGUAUUCUCCAACAUCGGCGUCCCUCGGGAGCACCUCAUGGAUUUCCUGGCGAUCGUCGCCGAAGAGGUGGAGACCGCAGACCUACUGCCACCCAGCAAGGCCCAGAUGCAGUCAAGUCUUGCGGAAGCCAUACCUCUCGUCACGCAAGGAAUCAGCAGCUCACUGACAGCUCCUGCAGGACAACGUGCUCCUCACGAGCUCAGUUCGGCGUCGAAAUGUCUGCAGGCGUGGAUGUCGAUCCUCCCCGCAAACGAUCUCACACCAUUCGUCUCAUUACUCCUAGCAUUGAUGAUCCCCACCGUCGAAUCAUCCACUCCAGAAUUCGACGAUCAGGCAUUCAUCCCCGCGUCCGACAGCCUGCAAGAGCUGUUGACCGCAUCUUCUUUGUGCGACGGCUCAGGCACGAAGACUGUCACAGAACCGCUGCUUCUCUGGUUAGACCGUUACGGGGGUCCCGUCGUGCAAGCCUCCAUAGACGCGGGUUUCGCGGACGACAUCUCACACUCGCUGUGCAAACUGCUCGUCGCGCUCGGCGACCACUCUGCGAUGUAUUUCGCGAAGAACAUCGCGGCGCCCGCGCAAGUCAAGCCAAUAGCUUCCCCUGUACCGCUACCAUCGCCACUCCCCACGCUCUCGCAUCUUGUCCAGAACUUCCUCAAAUUGCUACUACAGUACACCGCGCUGCCGGGCUACUACGGCGUAGACGAAGAAGAAAGCGAAAUGACACUCGGGUUCUGGUAUCUAUUUCAAGAGUCGCUAUGGAACGUAGACUACGGGUUCGAUGUAGGUGAGGACGGGGACGCGGGGAACGAGGCGGAGGAGCGCGACAGGGACAUGAUGCCUGUCGCGAAAGCGGUGUACUCGGAACUCGUGACUAUAGUGCGACGAAAGGUCGUCUGGCCGCCCAGAGCCGUUCUGAAUGGCUGGAAUCGAGACCAGAGGGACAGGUUCCAAGCGUAUCGGCGAGAUGUUGGUGAUACUCUGAUAAAUGCGUACUACGUAUUGCGAGACGAGAUGCUCGCAUUCUACGUGACCGAUCUCCUUCAGCGACUAUCUACGCGACAAGAAUCAGACGGAUGGGAGGAGAUCGAGGGGACGCUACAUUGCGUCAUGGCUGUACAAGAAGCCGUGCCGAUUGAGGACUCGCCGCACCUCCGGCAGGUCUUUGGGCCAGAAAUCCUCGGAAGGCUUCCCAAGGCGGGAGAUGAGCGUGUUCGCAGGACUGCCCUGCACCUAAUCGGCAGCUACGCGUCGUGGUUCACGACACAACCGGCACAAGUGCCAGAGUCACCAACGCCGUCGCCACUCAUGAGCGCCAUUACGUUCGUCGUUGCGGCACUUUCACAUCCCUCGCUAUGCUUGUUCGCUGCGAAUGCGCUUCGCGAUCUGUGCGACGCGAAUCGGACCGCGCUUGCGCCCCAUAUUGCUGCUUUCGGGGAGCUACAUGCAGGCUUGACAGGCAUUCCUGACACGGAGAAGGCGAAGGUCUUGCAGUCCAUUGCGAGUGUUAUCCAGGCCCUGCCUCCGGUAGAGGAAAUCCCUCCUGUCGAAGCAAUCGCCAGUCCCGUGGUAGCAAGGCUGUUCGAAGCGCUGCAGUCGGCCAGCCAGCUACCCGAUGAAGCGCGCGCAUUGGCAGUUCAACAACUUGAGACCUUGACUGGCGUCGCCCGAGGGCUGACGAGGGUCACAGACUCUUUGCUUGCUCUUGACGAUUCGCCGGAGGUUCAAGCUGCGAUUGGGGAUAUGAGCCGGGCACGUGAAGACGACAGGGUCGUCAAACUGCGCGAAGCCAUCCUGUCUGCCAUCCGGGGCACUGUCGAGCUGUGGUCAACCGACGCCAGCGUGUGCGAUGCCUUGAGUGAUCUCUUCAAGGCGAUAACUGCGCUACCCUCAGACGUCACGCUCAUCUCGCUACCCGCCGGGCCACUUCUCGAGCUAGUUUGCUUGGCUGCUCAACGACAACUUACGGCAGUCUGGCUAUCGCUUGCGACGAUGCUUGCUAUUCAGCUAAACCCUCCAGCGUUGAUCGUAUCCACGUUCAAGCCAGAACCAAGUGCUGAAGCGGCCGAGAUCGCGUUGAACGUACUCCAGGUAUUGUUGCAAACAUCGUUGAGCGCAUUCGCGCAGCCAGGCGUCAUGAUUGGAAACCCAGAUAUCGUACAAGCAUUCUUUGGCUGCGUAGAAUCGUUCAUCCACCACUUCCUGCCCAUCUUCUACCGCCUACCUGCGGGCCUCUUCGAUGGCUUGGUCCAAUGUGCCAUCGGCGCUCUAUCACUUCAAGAACGAUACUCUCUCACAUCCGCCUCCACAUUCCUCAGUUCCCUCAUCACCCGCACCGCCACCAACGACGAUCUGGCCGCAGCGAAGGCGAGUCUGGCACAGACACACGGGUUCCAGAUCAUGCGCGCGAUCUUGUUUGGCUUCGCGGGAGUUGCGCCCCGAUCUGCGAUGCCGAACUUAAUCGAGUUGCUGUCCACGAUGAUCACUCGCUAUCCAUUGGAGAGCAAGCAGUGGAUAUCUGACAUCUUGUUCGCGGAGAACUUCUAUCCCUGUCGCGCGACCCCAGAAGCCAAGACCAAGUUCAUCAAGACGGUGUUUGGCACACGAUCGCUCAAACGCACGCGCGAAGCUGCGCAGCAAUUCACUCUCGUCGCUCGAGGCCUCGAGGGGUCCGCGUUCGGGUACGCCACUGUGUCCAUGUAACGGCAGCACACAUCUAGUAGUAGGAACCCAGCCGCAUGCAGAUAAUCCUGUACGAACAGUAGGAACAGCACAAGUAUAAUAGCCACGCAUGACCCAC
Molecule: messenger RNA, 3310 nt
Organism: Trametes versicolor FP-101664 SS1
Lineage: Eukaryota; Fungi; Basidiomycota; Agaricomycetes; Polyporales; Polyporaceae
Product: ARM repeat-containing protein
Exons: 21
Coding region: 76-3213 (1045 amino acids)
Biological process (GO): protein import into nucleus
Cellular component (GO): cytoplasm; nuclear membrane
Source: RefSeq, a predicted model, not a curated record